AUGCAUGGACGUGAAGAGAAGGCACUACACCUAGCUUGGGGUACACCUGAAGAUUCGUACUCAAAGUUACCUAAUUACUUGCACAUGCUACAGUUGAGAAAUCCAGGUACCAUCAUGGAUUUUGUGGUAGAGGAUGGUCGCUUCAAGUAUUGUUUCUUCUCUCUUGGUUCUUGUGUCCGGGGGUUUAGGUUUUGUCGACCUGUUGUAUGCGUUGAUGGGUCUUUCUUGAAGACUAGGUAUGGUGGGCAAAUGUUGUGUGCAGUGGCACUGGAUGUAAGGAGCCAUAUCUUUUCGAUAGCUUUCGCUAUAAUUGAUAAUAUCGUGUUCCCUGAUGCACACCACGAUGCAUGCUACCACCACAUUAUUAUGAACGUCAACCAUAAGUUCAAGACUAACGUCUUCACGAAUCACAUUUACACAUGUGCCUACACGUAUUCAAAAUUAGAGUUUCAUAAAGAAUUUGAGAACAUUCGAGCAAUGAAUGUUGCGGUUGCACAAUAUCUUGAGGAAAUUGGAUUUGAAAAAUUUGUUUGGUCGUACUUUUCAGGGGUACGUUACAAUGUAAUGACGAGAAACUGGGUUGAGAGCUUCAACAACACAACUAAGGACGCAACAGGCUUCUCGAUCAUUGCUGCUAUAGUGUUCCUUAGGUCCAAAGUGCAACAGUGGUUUGCUACACGAAAAGAAAAAGCUGACAAACCUUACAUGUUCCAGGUUCACCUUGGAGGAACAGUGCAGACCGGUGUCGUAGUGGACUUGCAGGAAUAG
This is a messenger RNA of Cannabis sativa, 768 nucleotides long. RefSeq lists its product as uncharacterized. NCBI's taxonomy places the organism in Eukaryota, Viridiplantae, Streptophyta, Magnoliopsida, Rosales, Cannabaceae. The record is from RefSeq and is a predicted model, not a curated record. The transcript is spliced from 3 exons. Bases 1 to 768 code for a protein of 255 amino acids.